Molecule: messenger RNA, 2749 nt
Organism: Magallana angulata
Lineage: Eukaryota; Metazoa; Mollusca; Bivalvia; Ostreida; Ostreidae
Product: integrin beta-like protein A
Exons: 14
Coding region: 541-2298 (585 amino acids)
Molecular function (GO): calcium ion binding
Source: RefSeq, a predicted model, not a curated record
UGUAUAUAUAGUUUUCUUUUAAAGAGUUGUCGGUUUAAGAAUAAACCAUACAAAUCAAUCCAAUUGAAAGAUAAACACUCUUUAAAAAUCGAUGUAAGUAUAUAAGGUAUUGAUUUUUAGACAUGUAUUAACAAUAUUCAAACCAAAUGUUUUGGUACAUCUCCCAAAAUGUUUGUGAUAAUGAGUUGUUAAUACGAUUAUAAAGUCAUCAUGAAGUAAAUAAACAUUACAAAAUAUGAUAUAGGUCCAUCAUUCGUCACUUUUUCAAACUUUUUUUCCUCACCAAUGAAUACAUACCUAUUGAUUUAUUCAAAUAAUAAAUUGGUAUAAAAGAGCAUGGUACACGGAACCUGCCAAAUAUUUGUCGCAUCGUAGAUUUAUAUAACGUUGUAUAAACAAUUGGUACAACUUUGGAUUUUUUUUUGUUUAAAAUCUUCCUGGUUUAUUGCCUAUAUAAAAACCGACUACACAAAAUUAUUAGAGAGCAAAAAAGACAGUUCUACUUACAUAUAAUCUAUAUGUUUUCAGUUUAAUUUUCAUAUGAGUAUGUCAGGACGAAAAUUAUUAUUGUUUAUUUCAUUAUCAAUUGUAGAACUUCCGGUAGAAGCUAGUCAUUUUAGAGGCGGCACUAUUAGCUGGAAACCUACUGGAAAUGGAAAUGAGGUACGUUUUUCCUUUAAACUUGGAUGGACAUAUGGAGGUGGUCCGGGUUGUACCCCAAAUAAAGUAGGACAGCUUGUUACUGGACAGAGUUCACAGUACUGGAAAUGCACCAGUGGUUGUAGCGGAACUGUAAAUCUCGCGAACAUAAACUAUAUAUGUACAGGUGCAAGUGUAAGCGAUAACUGGGAACAAGGAGAAAAUACCUUUACGUACACAUUUCCUGGAAUUGGGCCCUACACUGUUGAAUUCACCGGUGGUGCUUGGGUUUCGUUGGAUUUUGGAAGCGCCGGAAGUUGGUCCGUGGGAACUGUAGUUUACUUAGCAAAUCGUAGUGAUACUCAUACCAAGAACAAAAGUCCAGUCACGACCGGGAAACCAAUGUAUACAAUUCAAUAUGGAUGCCAGGCCACGAUACGUAUUCCGGUUGUUGAUGACGAUGGGGACACCGUUAGGUGUCGCUGGUCGACAGGGUCAGAGUGCGUCUCUAUCUGUAAUGCACUACCGUCAGCGACGAUUGAUAGUAAUACCUGCACAAUAUCAUUUCCAGCAAAUCACACAUCAAAUGGGAAAUAUGCGGUCGCAGUUUCGGUAGAGGACUAUCCGAAGUCCACCAUAACUAUUGGAUCCGAGGUUUAUACCACAAGUACUAAGAUGUCGACAGUUAAUUUGCAGUUUUUAGUACAGACACCAUCUGUAUCAGGAAAUUGUAACGACAAGCCACGUUUUAUAAGUCCAACUCCAGCGCAAGGUUCUACCAUUCAAACAAACAUUUUGCAGAUCUUUCAUCUCUCUUUCUACGUCACCAAUACCAGAAGUAUUACAAAGGUAGAUAUCACCUCACCUGCUGGAAUGACGUAUACCUCACUCCAAUCUGUACCUUCUCAACCUGGGAGUGUGUUUGUCACUACAACAUGGACGCCACAGCAAAACCAAGUAGGAAUCCACAUUGUUUGCGCUUUGGCAGAGGACUCCAUAGGGAAAACAAGUGAAUCACGAUGCAUCAACAUUAAUGUAAACGACGUAAGUCCUUGUUUGAGUGGGCCUUGUCAGAACAAUGGAACGUGUGUUCGAAAUGGUAUGACGUGUACAUGUGUCCCCGGAUUCACGGGCCGAUUUUGUGAAAUAGAUAUUAAUGAAUGUUCAAGUAGGCCUUGUCAAAAUGGCGGAACGUGCCUUGACCUGAUCAACAGAUUUGAAUGUCAAUGUGUGCCUGGAUAUACUGGAACACAAUGUGAAAUUGACAUAAAUGAAUGCGCCAGCAACCCAUGUGAGAACCAAGCUACAUGUAAUGAUCUUGUCAACUUCUUCAACUGCACCUGUCUUCCUGGGUUCACAGGUGACCGUUGUCAAAUAGAUAUAAAUGAGUGCGAACCCGGCCCAUGCAUAUUUCUGUUUGAUUGUGAAGAUCGUAUCAAUGAGUACCAUUGUAACCUGAUAGAGUGGAAACUUGCUCUGAUUAUUUUAACUUUUGUAAUGUUGAGUCUGUUUGUCAUAUGCGUUUUUACCUAUAUUUUCAAAAGAAAAACAUACAAAGAUAUAGAUCACAGUUGGUUGGCGAAUUUUGUUGAUAUCCAGCAAUCUGAUAUGCAGUCUAAAGCUCUCUUUAAUCGAAAAAUUCCAUUCAGGAGGUUCUGAACACAUCACAACACACUGACUAAAAUGCACUUUUUGAAGUACAUGGAAUCAAUACGCUAAAAAAUAAUUUAAAAUGCCAUAUGGAUAAACAGCUGAAAUAAAGUAUAAUUUUUAAGAUAUUUACCUGUUGUUUUAUGUACAUGUAACUUAUUAAAGAAAAUCAUGUUUUGCAUAAUUGUUAUUGUGACAGUCGUUUGUUGAUAUUUUUUAAUUGUUGAUCAAAUAUAUAGAGUAAUAUCAUCAAUUAUAACUUGAGAACAAGUGAUAAGUCGUAACCCGUGAAAGUCCUUGCAUAACGAAGUAUUUCAUUUUAUGGCUUAUUAUUUCUUAGUAAAGUCAUAAUAUAUCGUAAGCUUUCAUUACAAGUACCACACAGUGUUUUCGUAUUUUAGAUUUUCAUUUAGAAAUUCAUAAUGAAAAAAGUGUUUCAUUGAUCUAACUAGAGGCAUUA